This is a messenger RNA of Sphaeramia orbicularis (orbiculate cardinalfish), 4034 nucleotides long. RefSeq names its product prostaglandin-endoperoxide synthase 1 (gene ptgs1). Gene Ontology annotation, biological process: response to oxidative stress; cyclooxygenase pathway. Gene Ontology annotation, molecular function: heme binding; peroxidase activity; oxidoreductase activity, acting on single donors with incorporation of molecular oxygen, incorporation of two atoms of oxygen. Lineage: Eukaryota; Metazoa; Chordata; Actinopteri; Kurtiformes; Apogonidae. The transcript has 12 exons. The coding region runs from base 414 to 2201 and encodes 595 amino acids. Gene Ontology annotation, cellular component: neuron projection; cytoplasm. The record is from RefSeq and is a predicted model, not a curated record.
UAUAAUGUCACAUAUUAAUAGAUCCCUAAUUUAUAAUGUAUUAUAUUUAACAUGUAGAAGACAAAGGGUGGACUAAUUAGGUAGAUUCAAGCAUUAUGUUGUCCUUCAUUUUUCGGUUUAAAAUAUUAUUUGAGUUGAUGUGGUGUUAAUUGCUGGAGGCUUUCUUUAUUAUUUUUGGGGACAAAACUAACUUAACAGAGGAAGAGGAAACACUGUUACCGCCCAUUGUCGUCAAAAAAAUAAAAAGAAACGUGAUACUAAAAUGACAGUGAAGGCUGUUAUGGAAGGAGCGUUCUAAAUUUUCACUCCUGCUUCUGUAAAAUACUUCUACCAAAAAAGAAAGAAAAAAACAAAAAACAAAAAACAACAAAACACACUCCAAGUGCCUUUUAGCUAAUUUCAACUUGUCAGUCAUGAGAGGGGUUACAUACCUGUGUCUGUGGGUUUUUAUGAGCCUGUUGUUCCUGGAGAAGUCAUUAUGUGUGGAAGACUCAAAUACUGUUAAUCCCUGUUGUUACUACCCGUGUCAAAACUCAGGAGUGUGUGUGAGGUUUGGUUUAGAGAACUAUGAGUGUGACUGCACCCGAACCGGCUUCUAUGGGGAAAACUGUACUGUUCCGGAGUUCUGGACCUGGGUUCAUCUCAUGCUAAAACCGAGCCCUUCAUUCUCUCACUACGUCCUCACUCACUUCCAGUGGUUCUGGGCUCUGGUCAACAACUCUUUUCUGGGAGAUAUCCUCAUGAGACUGGUGCUAACAGUCAGAAGUGAACUUAUUCCAAGUCCCCCGACCUACAAUACAAAGUAUGGGUACCUCAACUGGGAGUCCUACCACAAUAUCUCCUACUACACCCGUAUCCUACCUCCCAUACCUGAAGACUGCCCUUUACCAAUGGGAACAAAGGGCAAACCUACUCUACCAGAUCCCAAUGUGCUGACAGAGCGUUUUUUUAAGAGGAAGACAUUUAGGCCAGACCCCCAGGGGACCAAUGUGAUGUUCGCAUUCAUGGCUCAGCAUUUUACACACCAGUUCUUUAAGACGAGGUCUCAUGUUCGUGGAGGUUUCACCAAGGCUUUAGGACAUGGAGUUGAUGCGAGCAACAUUUAUGGAGACAACCUCGAACGUCAGCAUCUGCUUCGACUUCACAAGGAUGGAAAACUUAAAUACCAGUUAGUAGAUGAUGAGGUGUACCCCCCUACAGUAUCUGAUGUCCCAGUACACAUGGUGUACCCAGAAGCCUUUCCUCCAGAGCAGCGUCUGGCCAUUGGUCAUGAGUUUUUUGGCAUCCUGCCAGGCCUGACCAUGUACGCCACCAUAUGGCUGAGAGAGCACAACAGAGUGUGUGACAUCCUGAAGGCAGAGCAUCCCACCUGGGACGACGAGCAGCUCUUCCAGACCGCCCGACUCAUCAUCAUUGGUGAGACGGUGAACAUCAUAAUUGAAGAAUAUGUGCAGCAGCUGAGCGGCUACCAGAUGAAGCUCAAGUUUGACCCCUCCCUCCUCUUCAAUGCACGUUUUCAGUACAGCAACCGCAUCGCACUGGAGUUCUGUCACCUCUACCACUGGCACCCUCUGAUGCCUGACAGCUUCCUCAUCGACGGAGAUGAAAUCCCUUACUCCCAUUUUAUGUACAACACCUCCCUCCUCAUGCACUAUGGGGUGGAGAAACUGGUGGAUGCCUUCUCUCGACAGCCUGCUGGACAGAUAGGUGGAGGUCACAACUUGCACGAGGUACUGCUGAAUGUGGGAGAGAAAGUCAUCAUAGAGUCAAGAGCAGCGCGUAUACAGCCUUUCAAUGAAUACAGGAAGAAGUUCAACCUGAAACCAUAUUCUUCUUUUUCUGAAUUCACCGACGACCCAGAGAUGGCCAGAGGACUGGAGGAACUGUACGGUGAUGUAGAUGCUUUGGAGUUUUACCCCGGCCUCCUACUGGAAAAAACACGCUCCAAAGCUAUAUUUGGUGAGAGUAUGGUGGAGAUUGGUGCACCCUUCUCCUUGAAAGGCCUGAUGGGAAAUCCCAUCUGCUCCCCUGCAUACUGGAAGCCCAGCACCUUUGGAGGAGAGACGGGCUUUAAUAUCAUUAAAACGGCCACUCUGAAGAAACUGGUGUGCCUUAAUACUAAAUGGUGUCCAUAUGUGGACUUCCACGUCCCAAGAAAUGAGGAGGAGGUCAGACAGAGGAACCCACCCACUGAACUCUAAUUCAUAUUCACCUGAUGAUCUGAGAUUUAGUGAGGGUUCUCUGGAGUUUUCUUCAAGUAAAAAUAAUUCAGUUUUAUUGAGUGUUAGUUUAACAGACUGUGUCCAACACAGGGUUCAUAUGUCUGUUGAUGUUUUGAAAAUGUGUAGUAUCUGUAAUUUCAUUUCACCUGCACUGAUUAGUUGAUCAAAAAAUAUUUUCCUCAAGUUCUGCUUUACAGGUUCCAUCUUCAAUAAUGUGUAUAAUAAUAAUAAUAAUAAUGUGUCUUUGUUGUACCUGAUAGUAAACUUGUUUUUGUAUUGGUAGUAUGCUUAACUGUACUUAUUAUCUUUAUUACGACUUUGCCACUUGUUUCUGGUUCUACUUUCCAAUCUGUAAUUUCAGUUUUUUCACUACUGUUUUUUGUUUUUUAUAGUGAUGUUAUUGUAUUGCUUUUUUCUUGUGGUGUUUCUUGUGUGUAUGCUCAGUGUUGUAGUGCUUCUGGAACCUCAUUUCCCUGAGGACUCUGCCCAAAGGAUCAGUAAAGUUAAAUCUAAUCUAAUCUAAUUUGCUGCCCUUCUGUUCAGAAAUAACACCGUAGAAUAUCACAUCUGGAGUGGGAACAUUUCAGAAAAAACACAAUGUGUCAAUCAAUGCUCAACGCUGUCAUUUAGAUGUGAAAGGACAGAAGACUUGAGAACUGAUUGUCAUUGGUUGUGUUGUCUACAUGUUUAUUGAUACAGCCCAUCUAAACUUCCUUUGGUUUAAUAAAAGGUGUAACAGUCCGGUAGCUUCACAUAAGACAAUGAACAGGUGAUUGAAACAAGUUGUAUGACACUCUCAAAAUACAUAAUAUUUCCUGACAAAAUAUCCUUGGCUGUUUUACUAAAUAAAAGAGAAAUAUGUGACUUAAAUAAUUGAUGAUUAUUAAUACUAACAAGGAUGUGAACAGUAAACCAAACACAUUAAAAAUCCUUUAGUGGAAAAAAAACAGCAUAAAGCAAGACUAAGGUGUAGCUGUAAUCACCAGUAUCCUCUAAAAUACACUGAACCAUGUUAAAUCAAACCAGCAACCACUGGUGCAAAAAGUGUAGCUCUGAAGUUAUCAAAUAUACAACUAUAUAUAAAAAAUAUGUAGAUGCUAAUACAGAAUGUUCUAUCUUUUUAGUACAAUAUUCUAAGUAAAAUGGUGUAAAUAGACACUAUGUUACAUUUUAACAACAACCCUGUGAACUGCCCAACUCACAAGAGUCUAUUUAUUUUGAUGUUCCAGUACUAAAACUGCAUGUAAUUAGAAAAAAGCAUGUUUGUCAGAUUUAUAGUUUGGCACAUUUUAUUGAUAGAUAAUCUUAAUACCAUUACUUAAAAGUGGUGUUCAGUUAUUAUUGUUAUUACAUGCAACUUCGCUUGCUGUAUUAUUUUUAAUCUUAGCUUUGUUGACGUUAACAUAUAUACAAAGGCCUCGAUUAUGUCCCAUGAGACCUUAUUUCAGAAAAUGGUAAUUAGUGGUGAGAGACAUUAAAUUUUAAAUCCCCUUUGUAUUAUCUAUCAUUAGCAUAUAUGAUGUUGGUUAAUUUAAAGGACAGUUUCACAAAUCAAGAAUGUCACAGUUGGUGGUAAAACUGUUGAAGUAUCUGACUGUAAAAAUUAGUAAAUAGAAAGACGAAGGUGAAGUCAUCACAACUCUCUUCAUAAUAUGCAGAGAAUGUUGCAAUUAAAAGAUCAUUAUAAAAUGAACAGGGCGCCACUUUUCCCUUCCAAACAAACCUGUCUGAAGUGCUCGUGUAUUAGGUUGAAAAUUUUCAUAUAAACAUCUGAGAAGCUCAUAUUAUUAGUCUGAUCAAACAAAUGAAUGU